AUGCCGGCUCUCAGCCUGGUCGCUCUGGUCAGCUUGGUGUCCACUGUUUUUGCCAACAUACACCCACCUCAACAACAACACAGACACUGGGCACAGAUCUGCAGCGGGAAUCCCACCAACAGAAUCCGGGGCUGCGAUAGAUACGGCUGUGGCCAUUUCGGUGCCGACAGGCACAGUGGUAAAGGAAGGCACGGGGGCGGGGGUGGAAAGCACACGGGUGUGGAUGUCAUCUGUGCUGAUGGAGCAACUGUGUACGCUCCUUUUGGCGGCCAGCUCUCCGGACCCAUUCGCUUCUUUCAUAAUGGAAAUGCCAUUGAUGAUGGAGUCCAAAUCAGAGGAUCAGGUUACUGUGUGAAGCUCGUCUGUAUUCAUCCCAUCCGAUACCAAGGCCAAAUCCGAAGAGGACAAGUCCUCGGGAGAAUGCUGCCAAUGCAAAGAGUGUUUCCUGGCAUUACCUCUCACAUCCACGUUGAGAACUGUGACCACUCUGAUCCUACUCAUCUACUUAAGCCUGUUGUCCCACCAUUCCCACAAUACAAAGACAGCAGAUGGGCAACAUUGUGCUCCGGGAAUCCUACAAACGAGAUAAGAGGCUGCGAUAGAUACGGCUGCGGAUACUACGGAGCUCCAAGGCACAGUGGUAAAGGAAGGCACGGGGGCGGGGGUGGAAAGCACACGGGUGUGGAUGUCAUCUGUGCUGAUGGAGCAACUGUGUACGCUCCCUUUUCUGGCCAGCUCUCUGGACCUGUUAAAUUCUUCCACAAUGGAAAUGCCAUCGAUGAUGGAGUCCAAAUCAGGGGAUCAGGCUUCUGUGUAAAACUCGUCUGCAUUCAUCCUAUCAGAUACAACGGUAGAAUUUCUAAGGGACAAGUCCUUGGAAGAAUGUUGCCAAUGCAAAGAGUAUUUCCUGGGAUCACAUCUCACAUUCACGUUGAAAACUGCGAUCACUCAGAUCCCACCAGGAAUCUCGAAAGGGGGAAAGUGGAAAGUGUGUGA
Messenger RNA from Antrostomus carolinensis (chuck-will's-widow), 996 nucleotides. RefSeq names its product myeloid protein 1. The transcript has 7 exons. The record is from RefSeq and is a predicted model, not a curated record. Bases 1 to 996 code for a protein of 331 amino acids. Lineage: Eukaryota; Metazoa; Chordata; Aves; Caprimulgiformes; Caprimulgidae.